UCUGUGUACGCAUGCGCGGUGGGGCUGCGAGCCCGUGGUUGCCCGGGCAGGGGCCGAGGAUGGCAGAGGGGGGCUCGAGUGACACCGGCUCACCCAGCAGCCUGCGGCCAGGGGUCCCCGGGGCACGGGGGCUGCUGGGGAGACGCCCGGCCGCCCCCCCCCUCACCCCGGGGCGCCUGCCCUCCAUCCGCUCCCGAGACCUCACCCUGGGAGGGGUCAAAAAGAAAACCUUCACCCCCAACAUAAUUAGCAGGAAGAUCAAGGAAGAGCCCAGAGAGGAUGUCUCCGUCAAGAAGGAGAAGAAGGAGCGGGAGCGGGACCGGCAGCGCGACGGGCACGGCCGGGGCCGGGGCCGGCCCGAGGUUAUCCAGUCCCACUCCAUCUUCGAGCAGGGCCCUGCUGAAAUGAUGAAGAAGAAAGCCGGCUCCUGGGACAAGACGGUGGAUAUGUCGGAUUUCGGCCCUUCCCACAUCAUCAACAUUAAGAAGGAGAAGAGGGAGACGGACGAGGAGACGAAGCAGAUCCUACGGAUGCUGCAGAAGGAUGACUUCCUCGACGAUCCGGGGCUGAAGAACGACAUCCGGAACAAGCCGGUGCAGCUGCCGCUGGCCCACUCGGGCUGGCUUUUCAAGGAGGAGGCGACGGAGCCAGAGGACCCCCAACCCUGGCUGCCCGUCCCCAAGGAGGAGAAGAUGGAGCUGGACCCGCCGGCGGUGAAAGUGAAAGAAGAACCGUGUGAUGAGGACCCCUUGGCCAAACCGGUGCAAACCAAGGGCCCCCCCGGUUUUCCCCGAGAUGUUUCGGUGGCCGAGCUGCUGCAGCGGUUGAGUCUGUCGGCCGAGGAGGAGCUGCUCUUCCUGCAGCUGCCCGACACGCUGCCCGGCCAGCCGCCCACUCAGGACACCAAACCCAUCAAGACGGAGCUGCAAAAUGAGGAAGGACAAGUGGUCGUGGUGAAGCAGGAGAAGAGCCAGGAGGCGAGGCAGGUGGAGAAUACCUGCACCCUGGCCGACCUCCCCGAGGGGCAAGUGGGGAAACUGCUCAUCCGCAAGUCGGGGAAGGUACAGCUGGUUCUGGGCAAGGUGACCUUGGACGUGACCAUGGGGACCCCCUGCUCCUUCCUGCAGGAGCUGGUGUCCGUCGGCAUCGGGGACAACCGCACGGGUGAGAUGAUCGUCCUGGGCCAUGUGAAGCACAAGCUGGUGUGUUCCCCGGAUUUCGAGGCUCUGCUGGAGCACCGGCACCGGUAGCCCCGGCUGGAGGUGGGGGGGUCCAGCCCCACAGCCCGUGGGUCCCCCUGCACUGCUCGGGGACCCUGCAGCCCCCCAGCCCCUCCAGCCUUGCCUUCGGGAUAUGGAGAGGUGUCUUCUGCAGGCGUGGGCGCAAAGCUGGCUCCAGCCUCCUUCCCAGCCCUGCAGUGGAGCAGCGCCGGGGCUGGGGGGGGGCUCCGGCUCUGCCUCCCAGACCCACUGCCCCUCCCUCUGCGAAAGGAGCACAGGCCGUGGCCACCCCCAUCUCACAGAUUUCUGGACCGUGGUGUGUCAGCCCCCCCCCCCCCCAAGCUCUCCAGCAGCCGUGCACACGCUGGGGAGAGCAGGACACAUGCCUCGGGGGGGAGAAAUGUGGAAUAAAAACCUCUUUUUUUUUUUCUCCCCCUCCCU
Messenger RNA from Tyto alba (common barn owl), 1661 nucleotides. It is a transcript of the gene POLR3D, whose product is annotated as RNA polymerase III subunit D. Gene Ontology annotation, biological process: transcription by RNA polymerase III. Gene Ontology annotation, molecular function: DNA binding. Gene Ontology annotation, cellular component: RNA polymerase III complex. NCBI's taxonomy places the organism in Eukaryota, Metazoa, Chordata, Aves, Strigiformes, Tytonidae. The record is from RefSeq and is a predicted model, not a curated record.